AUUUGUUUAUGUUAUCUAUAGUAUAGUAUAGUAUUUGUUUUCUUAAAUGAGGAGAAAAAUCACGGGAGCUGCUGGUAAUCAGAGAGUAUGGAUCCAGAAACUAACAGUUUACGUUUAUUAUCAAUUUUCCUCAGUUCGUAUAUCACUGAAGACAAAUUUGAUGAAGAAAUUAAGCGAACCGAAGAAUUGCCAUUAUUACAACUACUUUUGAAGAUGAAGUCGCAUCUAAUUCAAAUGCAAAGACAUUCACUAACUUAUUACCCUCUAGAUGGGUUGCUUGGACAAUUUGUGAAAAAAAAUGAUGAGGUUGCUACCAUUAUAGACCUUGCUUUACAAAUACAGCAGGAUACAUCUCAAUAUUUUUUACUGUUAAAUUAUGUUCACAAUAAUUUGUUACGUACAGAAUCUGGUUGCUUAAUUCCAUAUUUAAAACUACUAAAUUUGGUGUUAUCGCAUUCCGUACACGAAAGAGAAAGGUCCAUUUUAUUAUCAUUUUUAGACUCUCAAAAUUUUGAUUGUGUCAUUAACAGUUUACUAAAUGCUGACGACAGAACAGUAACCAAUUAUUUAAUUGUGCAUAUUCUCCCAAAGUAUUUAGCCCUGAAUACUAAUUGCACAAAUAAAACUCGAGACUUUGUUUGGAAACAAGCAGUUGACUCUCAAAACUUAGAUAUCCUAUGUACUGUACCAAAUUUCUUUUUAAAUAGUACUUCGCUUAGUUUAAAUGUGUACUGGAAAUCGCUACAAAAGUGCCUCGACAGUACAAAUACUAUUUUACAAAAGCAAGCCCUAUUCCUUUUAAAAGAAUCUAUAUAUUUGGUUCAGAAGUUCCAGUUAGAUUUAGACAUUGUAUCUGGGAGUGCUACAGCAUGGGCCAAUUUAUUUAUGUUAUAUGAAAUCGCGAGGGAGAAGCAAUUACACCUUGUCGAACCGGCCUUUGCUCUUCUACCCACAAUUAACCAAUUGCACCCCUCCUGGCUAAUUUCCAUAUACAAAAUUUUGCUAAAUCACCCACAUAAUGCAGUGUGCGCAUUCGCAAUAGUUCAUCUACUGCAUUCCGAUUGGUUUGCAGCAAUUGAUGUGUUUGAGCAAGUGGUUGCUUGUUUAUUACCGGCUACCAAUAAAACCGAUUUUACAACCAAUCAGAAAAUUUGGGAAUCAUUCCAGAAGUUUGCCAGAGGAGUUGGUAAUUUUAAACUUGAAAUCGUAAUAGCUCAAAGUGCCAGGAUCCGAUGGAUCCCUUCCAUUUGUUAUAUGUUUUAUCGUACUAUGUUGUUUGGUUUGAGUAUUUCCCCACCUCCUUUGUUAGUGGAUAAAGUUAUUUCCAAUAUUAACAAUGUACCUCACCGAACAAUAAGAACAAAGUGCUUUGAUCUAGUAAAAAAUUCGAUAGUACCCUGUAAUCUCAAUUUUGACGACUUUGUUUAUCUAAAUUGCCUUUUGGGCCACGAUUACGUUAUUCUAGCUGAUCUGAAUAAUUACGUUUGCAACAUUGAAAACAUUCUCACUUUGUGGCAAUCAGAUCACGUCGAUUUGAGGUCUGUGCCUGUACUGGUAAAAGUAAUCAAGACUCUCGGAGGUGAAUAUUUACAAAAUCUGCUGGCGCUUUUCAAACUGGGAAAACUGAAUCCAAAUGUAGCGGACCACCUUUGUAGGGUAAACUGCUUGACAGAGCACGAAAUAGCUGCUUACUUACAGACUCGCGUACCAAACAUAAAGGAAGGCGAUCGAGUAAUAAUUGUGCCAUCAUUACAGCAUGACGCCUUGAAUCAAGUAAUUAAUUUGUCUACGAAUAUUUUACUAAACGACACAAGUAAUAAUUCUCAAAUUGAGUUUGCAUUCGAAAUAGCACACAGAUGGGUUGAUAAAGGGGGGAAGGUUGACUUACUAAGUGAUGUUCUGGAAAAAUGGCAGGGAAAAAUUUGUAAAUUUCCCUUUAGCGCAGGCGUUUGCUGUAAUUUUGUGCAGUUGUACAGUAGAGGCCAAUUAGCAAUUUCUGCAGAUAGACUAUUGGAAACAAUUGCGCUUUUUGAGCAGAUGAUGGAGACUCAAAAUUCGGCUGUAGUGCCUGCAAUUUUUUCUUAUCUUGGUCCUUUAGUUGAUUCCUGUGAAAUCAUAGACCAGCUCGAUCCAUUUCUGGAGUUCUGCCUAAAGAAAUGGAAAGAUCUAAGAGGAAGUGAAUUAUUUAAAACAGCCACCUGUAAUUUUGUAGAAAGCCUACUUAUAAAUGGUGCGAUAUUACGUGGAAAUGUGCAUGCACUGAAAAAGUCUUCCAGUAUGUUGUGGUCUCUGUUGGAGCUGGCGAAUACUUGCGAAGAUAUCGCUUAUAGUGUAUCUGUAAACCUUCACAAACUAUCGAAAAUGUCUCCCACUGUCUGCAUGUACUUCAUACCAUUAGCAGUUGAAUUAUUACUGUUUGGUGAAAUGCUACAAAAAGAUCACAGGGCCGAGUAUGCAGUGUGUCAAUUAAUUUUUUCGGAAAAGCGAGAAAACAAUCCUCAUCAUCAGAGAAUUAUGGUGCGAGGCUUAGCAGCUAAAUGUGUGCAACACCUGCUCAAAAGUGAACAGCACAAAAAGAAUGCAGAUACUAUAACUGCAUUACUGCUAAACAAAUAUUUGAAACACUUUAGCAAACGAUAUUUCAGUGACUCGCAAAUUCACUUAACCAAACUGAGAAUUCUUCAAGGUUUACUUUUGGUUCACGAUCAUACAGUAGAUCAAAAACAACCGCUAAUAGACACAUUAUUAAAUUCUUUAUCUAACGAAAGUCACCAAGUAAGCGUCAAGUUUUUCAUUAUUUGGUUGCUUAUCCGAUUACUUAGUACGAAUGAGAAUUGUAUACAAAUAAUCACAAGUGUAAUGGAGAAAACAUGCAAAGUACACGCAUCUACAAUUAUCGCAUUUAUUCCAAUUUUGUAUCAUGUCGCUUUGCUAAGAAAUCAAGAAGCUUUCUUUUCAGAGCUCUUUAAAAUCAUGUUGCCAUGGACAAUGGGUGCUCAUUUCAAUUUACGUCUGUAUGCUCAGAUUGGCGUUAUAAAACUAUACCAGCUUAUUAAAUCAAGAGGGUUCCAUGCUCUUUGUGACCAAUACAAACACAUACUGAGCUGUGUAAGCGAAGUGUUAGAUAAGACUGAAAGAAAGGUAGAUGUAAUUGAUGAAUUUAUUUUUGAUAAGUUCGACCCAUACAUAGACUACAAUUUGGAAAUGAUAUAUUACGGUAUUCCACACAUCACACAUGUCACUUGUGAUGAAUAUGAGAAUAUGAUCCACAUAUUUAAUUGUACGAGCCGGUAUACAGUACAAGAUUUAAAUCACUGGCGACCAUCCCAACCUAAGCUUGUUAAAGACCUUAGGCCAGAUGUUGGUACAAACAUAAUUCAAAAGAAAAUGACGCCUCAGGAAGGAACUAAAAGCCCUGGAGAACUAAUUGUAGUUGCCAGUUUAAUUGACAAAAUUCCAAAUUUGGGUGGAUUAAGCAGGACAUGCGAGGUAUUUGGGGUUAAGCAGUUGACUGUAAGUUCGCUAUCCGUCGUGAAGAAUUCGGAAUUUCAAAACCUUAGCAUGUCAUCAGAGAAUUGGGUGAAUAUUGUAGAGGUGAAAUCGGAGCAACUGCAACAGUUUUUGUUAAGCAUGAAGGAAUCUGGAUACACAAUUGUGGGGGCGGAACAAACUUUGGAUAGUAUCAAGCUGAAUGAUUUUCGAUUUCCUAUCAAGUGUGUACUUUUAUUAGGCAAUGAAAAAGAAGGGAUUCCUCCCAAUUUGCUUUCCUUUGUGGAUCAAUGUGUGGAAAUUCCUCAAUUGGGUGUAGUCCGUUCUUUAAACGUACAUGUGGCGGCUGCUACGUUUAUUUGGGAAUAUACAAAGACAUAUAUUAAAUUGUAAAUAUAUUUUAUGCAAACAAAAUU
This is a messenger RNA of Photinus pyralis (common eastern firefly), 3905 nucleotides long. RefSeq lists its product as uncharacterized. Gene Ontology annotation, biological process: tRNA methylation. Gene Ontology annotation, molecular function: tRNA (guanine) methyltransferase activity; RNA binding. The transcript has 7 exons. NCBI's taxonomy places the organism in Eukaryota, Metazoa, Arthropoda, Insecta, Coleoptera, Lampyridae. Bases 88 to 3882 code for a protein of 1264 amino acids. The record is from RefSeq and is a predicted model, not a curated record.